Messenger RNA from Nicrophorus vespilloides, 1024 nucleotides. RefSeq lists its product as uncharacterized. The record is from RefSeq and is a predicted model, not a curated record. The transcript has 4 exons. Lineage: Eukaryota; Metazoa; Arthropoda; Insecta; Coleoptera; Silphidae. Bases 67 to 555 code for a protein of 162 amino acids.
CAGUGAUUCAAAGUCAAACUUCUUCUAGUAUAGUUAGUGUUGAUUAGUCUGCGAACAGCCAAAACCAUGAACGCUCUGUACGUGACAGUGUCCAUUCCACUGCUUCUGCUCUUUGCAGGAUUCAACCAUGCACAUGGUCUCACCACCUUUGGGAAAUCCCAGCCGAGCAACAGCAACCAACAACCACAGCAGCUACCCGCUAGGCCAUGUACUGAUAACAAAGUUUGCGAAGGAAUCAUAGGCGCCAGCUGCGUACAGGAUCCCAAGGAUCACGCCAGGAAAAGCUGCCUCUGCGGAGACAAUCAGCCGCCUGUCAACGGCGGAUGCUCUGCUGCUUACAGCGGACCUAACCAUCUCUGCAAAGCCAACAAGGAUUGCGUCGAAGGAGCCAAGUGUAUUGACGUCGAAAAGAACGGCAGCCAAAUCACGGAAAAACUCUGCAAGUGCACAGAAGGCCUUGUCGAGCACAACAAUAUGUGCAGCGGUGGAACUCCAACAAGUGUCCUCUCGGGCCUCAUCAUUCUCAUGGCUUUGACCAGAACUUUACUAUACUGAACACUUCAAAACGCACAAAACGAUAAUGCUUCGAUCACACAUUACGCGUGCACCCAUCGAAGGACAGUUGUAUUCGCAUCUAAUCCUCUAAAGGUCCUUCGGCAAUACGCACGCCUUUUUAAUGCAUUCAUAGCUUCAAAACAAAUAUUAAUUAUAACCCAAAAUUAUUAAUAAUAAACAUUAUUACUAAAUAUAUUAAUUAUAAAAAAAACAAGAAAUAUUAAUAAUAAUAUGAAUUCAAAGAGAAUAGCGUUGAAGCACCUCAAGUAAUUUCUCGAAACGCAUUUAUUUAUUUCUGUGGAACAUCAGAUAGUAAUCCUUUAUUACUCUUCAAAUUGUUAUAUAAUGUAGAUACUAACGGCACCAGUAUUGGAAAAUCAAAUCAAUGGAACACGCACCUUUUAAAUUGUAAUUUUAUAUGUCUCAAAUAUGUGUACUGCAUUGUUUCUAAAUAAAACUUUCGAAAACU